Aegilops tauschii subsp. strangulata is the source of this 2171-nucleotide messenger RNA. Its product is annotated as pyruvate decarboxylase 2. Lineage: Eukaryota; Viridiplantae; Streptophyta; Magnoliopsida; Poales; Poaceae. The record is from RefSeq and is a predicted model, not a curated record. Gene Ontology annotation, cellular component: cytosol. Gene Ontology annotation, molecular function: thiamine pyrophosphate binding; magnesium ion binding; pyruvate decarboxylase activity.
UCCCAGAAGACCACCAAACCAGCACACGUCAACGGAACAGCUUAGCAAAAUCCCCACCAAGGCCUAGAAUAUUCCCCAAAACCCCACGUCCCCUCUGCCGCCGCUCCCCACUCCACCAGUGUGCCACCCGGAUCGAUCGAUCGAUCGACAGCGAUGGACACCCACGUCGGCUCCGUCGACGGGCCGUCGCCGGCGGCGGUGAACGGCGCGGUGGGCUGCCCGGCGUCCGCGCCGGGGUGCCCGAUCAUGUCCUCCCACCCGGUGGUCUCCGCAGGCGAGGCGUCGCUGGGGCGCCACCUGGCGCGCCGCCUCGUGCAGGUCGGCGUCAGCGACGUCUUCGCCGUGCCCGGGGACUUCAACCUCACGCUACUCGACCACCUCGUCGACGAGCCCGGGCUGCGCCUCAUCGGCUGCUGCAACGAGCUCAACGCGGGCUACGCGGCCGACGGCUACGCGCGGGCCCGCGGCGUCGGCGCCUGCGCGGUCACCUUCACCGUCGGCGGCCUCAGCGUGCUCAACGCCAUCGCCGGCGCCUACAGCGAGAACCUGCCCGUCAUCUGCAUCGCCGGCGGGCCCAACUCCAACGACUACGGCACCAACCGCAUCCUCCACCACACCAUCGGCAUCCCGGACUUCUCACAGGAGCUACGCUGCUUCCAGACCGUCACCUGCCACCAGGCGGUGGUGACCAACCUGGACGACGCGCACGAGCAGAUCGACACGGCCAUCGCGACGGCGCUCAGGGAGAGCAAGCCGGUGUACCUCAGCAUCAGCUGCAACCUCCCCGGGCUACCUCACCCCACCUUUACCCGUGACCCAGUCCCCUUCUUCCUCGCCCCCAGGAUGAGCAACAAGAUGGGGCUCGAGGCUGCAGUGGAGGCAACUGUCGAGUUCCUGAACAAGGCGGUGAAGCCAGUGCUUGUCGCCGGCCCCAAAUUGCGCGUGGCGAAGGCGGGGAAGGCCUUCGUCGACCUCGUGGACGCCAGUGGGUAUGCCUAUGCUAUAAUGCCAUCGGCCAAGGGCUUUGUGCCAGAGACGCACCCCCACUUCCUCGGCACCUACUGGGGCGCCGUCAGCACCGCCUUCUGCGCCGAGAUUGUGGAGUCGGCCGACGCCUACCUCUUCGCAGGCCCUAUCUUCAACGACUACAGCUCUGUUGGCUACUCGUUCCUGCUCAAGAAGGACAAGGCCAUCAUCGUGCAGCCUGAGCGUGUCAUCGUCGGGAACGGCCCGGCAUUCGGCUGCGUCAUGAUGAAGGAGUACCUGUCUGCAUUGGCCAAGCGGGUUCAGAAGAACAACACUGCCUACGAGAACUACAAGAGGAUCUUCGUGCCUGAGGGCCAUCCGCUGAAGGGCGAGGCGAACGAGCCGCUGCGUGUCAAUGUGCUCUUCAAGCACAUCCAGGACAUGCUUACGGGUGACAGUGCAGUGCUCGCUGAGACCGGUGACUCCUGGUUCAACUGCCAGAAGCUCAAGCUGCCCGAGGGCUGCGGGUAUGAAUUCCAAAUGCAGUAUGGCUCGAUUGGAUGGUCAGUGGGUGCAUUGCUCGGGUACGCGCAAGGUGCAAGCGACAAGCGUGUUAUAGCCUGCAUUGGUGAUGGGAGCUUCCAGGUGACAGCACAGGAUGUGUCAACUAUGCUGCGGUGCGAACAGAACAGCAUAAUCUUCCUGAUCAACAAUGGCGGGUACACCAUCGAGGUGGAGAUCCACGACGGGCCUUACAAUGUCAUCAAGAACUGGAACUACACCGCCCUUGUGGAGGCCAUCCACAACGGGGAGGGCAAAUGCUGGACUGCCAAGGUGAAGUGCGAGGAGGAGCUGACGGCGGCGAUAGAGACGGCGCUGGGGGAGAAGAAGGACUCUCUGUGCUUCAUCGAGGUGAUCGCGCACAAGGACGACACCAGCAAAGAGCUUCUCGAGUGGGGUUCCAGGGUCUCUGCUGCCAACUCCAGGCCACCCAACCCCCAGUAGACCAAGCAAACUUGCCUGCAUCAGUAGUAGUAGCAGCAGCACGCACGUUGCCCAUCAAAUAAUGUGAACAGUUUAUCUUUGCUCUUCUGUUAUGUUCUUAGUUUUGUGCCUACUAGUGACUUGUGAGCUGUGGCCAUCGCCUGUGUUCUAUCAUGCCAAUGCUACGAAGAUUAUGAGAUAUUUCUAGCUUGCCUCGGCUA